This is a messenger RNA of Lepisosteus oculatus (spotted gar), 1366 nucleotides long. RefSeq names its product MAP3K12 binding inhibitory protein 1 (gene mbip). NCBI's taxonomy places the organism in Eukaryota, Metazoa, Chordata, Actinopteri, Semionotiformes, Lepisosteidae. The record is from RefSeq and is a predicted model, not a curated record.
GCACGACGUUCAACUCCUGAGCCAAGGGUGUCAUGGCUGAUUCGGUGGAGACCAGUGCAGACAGUUGUGAAGGAGGCGACCAAAAGAAGAACGAGACAAGAACAUCUCCUACAGGCACAGUUACAGAAUGUCUUUGUGACAUCUUCACUGCCUUGACCCAGUUUAGCGCAGAGGUUAAUUUAGGAGCUGAUGUAUUACAAAUUGUCGCAGACCAAAGCAAGCUGCAGUUCUCUUCAGCUACUCAGCCGGCACAGCUGUACAAUUCCAUUCAGCGUCACAUUUCCAAAUUACAGUUGGUGUCCAAAAAACUCCAGCGGCUAAUGUGUAAGAUGUCAACUGAAAGCAAAAUAGCAGCAGAAGGUACAGCCGGUAAAUCAGAAGUCAAUGGACGCAGUGCAAGUGACAUCUCAUCAGGAGGCAGUGGGAAUAAGGAGCCAGAGGAGUCCAAGGGUCAUGUGGACAACAGCGUAGUGCAGAUCAAAGCUGGCAAGGCAGAAAUUGAUAGGCGAAUAUCUGCAUUUAUUGAACGCAAGCAAGCGGAGAUCAAUGAAAACAAUGUGCGAGAAUUCUGCAACGUGAUUGACUGUAAUCAAGAAAACAGUUGUGCCAGAACUGACGCUGUAUUUACGCCAUACCCAGGAUUCAAAAGCCAUGUUAAAGUGACGAGGGUUGUGAAUACCUACGGGCCGCAGACCAGGCCUGGAUCAACUGGGGAUGCUGCUGAUGGACCGCGCCGUGUUCUCACAGACUGUGGAAACCCUGCCGUGGAGGAGAGGCUACAGAACAUAGAGGCUCACCUCAAGCUACUACCAGGUGGACCAGUCCCUUUAAGUAUUUAUCAAAGACUGAAGAGGCUGGAAGACAGAGUUCUGGAGCUGGAGGGGCUUUCUCCUGAGUAUUUUCAAUCCUUGGGCUAUCUACAUAAAAGGCAGAAGGUGUCAGCACCUCAGCCCUACAGCCUGAUGGAGCUGGAUGGGAAGAUUAAUGCGCUCAAGGCAACGCUAUUGAAGAAAGUAAAUGAGUCUCUGCCGAUGGAGACUGACGAGUUCUCCUUGUGAAGCCAUUUCCAAUUCACAGGCUGUAACCUUCGCGGCUUGACUCCUCCACUCGAACAAAAUAACUUGAGAAAAAAAACGAACAGACUGUAAUAAUGAAUGUGAUUUUUUUCCUCUCUCCCUCUCUCUCUUUUCAAUCUGUGCUGUCGCAUAUGUAUUCUGUUCUGUUAAAGGAAAGUUCUCUAUAUUGAUACACAUUCAAGAACAGUUAUAAUAAAAUGCUGGAAUGGCUGCCUGAGGUGAGAACAAUGACUAGGACCCUGGAGAACAAAAAAAGGUGGUUUAGGCAGCUCUUCUAGCUAGAAAGUUCA